Elephantulus edwardii (Cape elephant shrew) is the source of this 2649-nucleotide messenger RNA. It is a transcript of the gene IARS2, whose product is annotated as isoleucyl-tRNA synthetase 2, mitochondrial. Bases 1 to 2649 code for a protein of 882 amino acids. Lineage: Eukaryota; Metazoa; Chordata; Mammalia; Macroscelidea; Macroscelididae. Gene Ontology annotation, biological process: isoleucyl-tRNA aminoacylation. The transcript is spliced from 20 exons. Gene Ontology annotation, cellular component: cytosol. Gene Ontology annotation, molecular function: aminoacyl-tRNA deacylase activity; ATP binding; isoleucine-tRNA ligase activity. The record is from RefSeq and is a predicted model, not a curated record.
AUGCGUUGGGGGCUGCGCCCUCGCGGACCCGGGGCGGCAGCGUUGGCUGCGGCCCGGAAUCUCUGGGGCCUGCCCCGAUUUCCCUGUCGCCCAGGGUGGCGCGGAACGACCUGGAGGCUCCAGGGGCGGUCAGUCGCCGGGGCUAGUAGUCAGUUACCGAACUCGAAUAGCAACAAAUACCGGGACACGGUGUUGCUGCCUCAGACCAGCUUCCCCAUGAAGCUGCUGGGCCGUCAGCAGCCCGACACAGAGCUGGAGAUCCAGCAGAAAUGUGGAUUUUCAGAACUUUACUCAUGGCAAAGAGAAAGAAAGGUCAAGACAGAAUUUUAUCUUCAUGAUGGACCUCCUUAUGCAAAUGGUGAAGCUCAUGUUGGGCAUGCUUUAAAUAAGAUUUUGAAAGAUAUAACCAACCGAUAUCAUAUGAUGAAAGGUUCCAAAGUACAUUUUGUGCCAGGUUGGGAUUGUCACGGCUUACCCAUAGAGAUAAAAGUAUUAUCUGAACUUGGUGAAAAAGCUCAGAAACUCUCAGUUGUGGAAAUAAGAGAGAAAGCCAGAGCAUUUGCAAAAGCAGCCAUUGAGAAACAGAAAUCAGCAUUUACUCGUUGGGGAAUAAUGGCAGAUUGGAAUAAUUGCUACUAUACAUUUGAUAAAAAAUAUGAGGCCAAACAGUUGAGACUUUUCUAUGACAUGUAUGAGAAGGGAUUGGUUUAUCGAGAUUACAAACCUGUAUUUUGGUCUCCCUCAUCAAGGACUGCUUUAGCUGAAGCAGAACUUGAGUACAAUCCUGAUCAUGUCAGUCGUUCUAUAUAUGUAAAAUUUCCUGUUUUGAAACCACCUCCUGGAUUGGCAUCUCUUUUAGAUGGCUCAUCUCCGGUUAAUGUCUUAGUCUGGACUACACAGCCUUGGACAAUUCCAGCCAACCAGGCUAUUUGUUUUAUGCCAGAGGCAAAAUAUUCCAUUGUGAAAUGUUCCAGUUCUGGUGAUGUCUACAUUUUGGCAGAGGACAAAAUAACAUCUGUUGCUUCUGCAUUGGGAACAAAAUUUGAGGUUAUUUCAACAUUUUUAGGUGCAGCUUUGGAAAAUGGUACUUGUACUCAUCCCAUCUUUUCUGAUAAAGCUUCCCCUCUUUUACCUGCAAGUCAUGUGACCAUGACAAAAGGAACUGGAUUGGUCCACACAGCCCCAGCUCAUGGUAUGGAAGAUUACAGUGUAGCUUCUCAGCACAACUUGUCAAUGGAUUGUUUAGUGAAUGAAGAUGGGAAUUUCACAGAUGCUGCAGGUCCUGAGCUUCAAAACAAGACUGUCCUUGAAGAAGGAACUGAUGCGGUUAUAAAGAUACUUCAGGCAGCAAAGAAUUUGUUGAGAGAGGAAAAGUGGGUACACAGCUAUCCCUAUGACUGGAGGACUAAGAAACCAGUGGUUAUUCGUGCCAGCAAACAGUGGUUUGUGAAUAUCAUGGACAUUAAACCCACUGCCAAGGAAUUGUUAAAAAAGGUGAAAUUUUUUCCUGGAUCAACAAUGAAUGCUAUGAUUGACAUGAUGGAGAGGCGGCCCUACUGGUGUAUAUCAAGACAGAGAGUCUGGGGUGUUCCAAUUCCUGUUUUUCACCAUAAGACAAAAGAAGAAGAAUUGAUCAACAGCCAAACCAUUGAGCAUAUUAUUAAAAUGGUAGAAGAACAUGGCAGUGAUAUAUGGUGGACUCUUCCCCCUGAGCAGCUCCUUCCAAAAGAAGUCUUAUCUCAGGUUGGUGGUCCUGAUGCCUUGGAAUAUAAACCAGGUCAGGAUAUUUUGGACAUCUGGUUUGAUAGUGGAACUUCCUGGUUUCAUGUUCUUCCAGGAACUGAUCAAAGAGCAGAUUUAUACUUAGAAGGAAAAGAUCAACUUGGUGGUUGGUUUCAGUCUUCUUUAAUAACAAGUGUUACUGAGUCUUAUAAACAGUAUGAUUUUGGGAAGGUUGUGCGGCUGUUAAGAGCAUUUUAUACUAGAGAACUCUCUAACUUUUAUUUCAGCAUCAUCAAAGAUAGGCUGUACUGUGAACAUGAAAAUGAUCCCAAACGACGCUCUUGUCAGACUGCAUUAGCUGAAAUUUUGGAUGUAAUAGUUCGUUCUUUUGCUCCCAUUCUUCCUCACUUGGCUGAAGAGGUGUUCCAGCACAUACCUUAUGCUAAUGAACCCAAGAGUGUUUUCCGUACUGGGUGGAUUAAUAUAAGUUCCAUAUGGAAGAAACCAGGAUUGGAGGAAGCAGUAGAGAGCGCAUGUGCUAUGAGAGAUUCGUUUCUUGGAAGCAUCCCUGGCAAAAAUUCAGCAGAGCACCAAGUUACCAUUGUCAUAGAGCCUGGACUGCUUUUCGAGAUAAUGGAGAUGCUACAAAGUGAGGAGACUUCUAGCACUUCCCAACUGAAUGAAUUAAUGAUGGCUUCUCAGACAACUUUACUCAGUCAAGAACCGCGAGAGAGAACUGCAGAUGCAAUUGAGCUUGCAGGAACAUUCUUAAUCAACUUAGAAGGUGGUGAUAUUCGUGAAGAGUCUUCAUAUAAAGUAUUUGUCAUGCCAACCACAAAAGAAAAAUGCCCUCGUUGUUGGAAGUACACUGCUGAGUCUUCAGACACACUCUGCCCCCGUUGUGCAGAAGUUGUUGGUGGGAAGUAG